AUGGAGCGUGUCCGUAAAAUAUGCACCCUAUGCAAGAUUGAACGACAAUUCGAGCAUAGCACGAGACGCGAUACUAGCUGCCCUCUCCCACGACCCUCACGAGGAUAUACCAACUCUCGGGCUCAGAAAGGAAGAAAGGUCUUCACUCACGAUACUACACGAACAAGCGCACCGCUAAAGAAGAGAAACACUCUUCGCUUACAGAGCACAGCAAAAGACCGUUCUACAACACGACAGCCAAACAAGGAAGACACUGGAGUCGAAAAACCCGCAUGGCUGCGUACAUGGCUCAACAAGCUUCCCAUCACCACAUGUCCCAAGCCCCCCACAUCUUCCCCAUCCAGUAUCUCUCCUCCCCCGCGAAAAGCCAACAGCGUAGACUUAUCCCGCAUGAUGCCCUUCCACCGUGAAGAAGAAACACCCACCGCCCUACCCAGAAACACCCCCACAGCACCCGUCCCACACUGCACUCGCACCCGCACCCGCAUCGCCCCAGCCACAAGAUCCAGCAGCACCCCAAACCUCACCCGCCACUUCUCCCUCUCCAAAAAACCCAGCGUCCACCAAAAACCCACACCCAAACCCACCACCCCAUCCAUGACAACAAAACUCCAAAAACGCGCCCCUACCGCUCCCCUUCGCCCCAAAUCCACAACCACCACCACAACCUCCCUCUUCCCACCACGCCCCACCAGCACCAUUCUGCGUCCCUCCGCAACCCCAGCUCCAGACUCAAACCCCACUACAAAACGCCCGCAAACUCAUAGCCCCGAUCCGCAUCCAGACCCGUCGAAAGGAGCGGUCGCGGGUGAUAGACGCAAUAGUACUGCGUACUUGACUAUCACCACUACUGCAACAGGCGACGAAGAUGAAGACGGCGAGUUCGAAAUGAGUGAGACGAGGAGGUUGUUGUGGGAGUAUUGGAAUGUGCAGUGUAGGUUUUUGGCUGAGGAGUGGAUUGAUGAGUGA
This is a messenger RNA of Bipolaris zeicola 26-R-13, 969 nucleotides long. RefSeq lists its product as uncharacterized. The transcript is spliced from 3 exons. The record is from RefSeq and is a predicted model, not a curated record. Lineage: Eukaryota; Fungi; Ascomycota; Dothideomycetes; Pleosporales; Pleosporaceae. Bases 1 to 969 code for a protein of 322 amino acids.